This is a messenger RNA of Aspergillus saccharolyticus JOP 1030-1, 2058 nucleotides long. Its product is annotated as aminotransferase-like domain-containing protein. The record is from RefSeq and is a predicted model, not a curated record. The coding region runs from base 272 to 1864 and encodes 530 amino acids. The transcript is spliced from 7 exons. Lineage: Eukaryota; Fungi; Ascomycota; Eurotiomycetes; Eurotiales; Aspergillaceae. Gene Ontology annotation, biological process: L-tyrosine biosynthetic process; aromatic amino acid catabolic process. Gene Ontology annotation, molecular function: pyridoxal phosphate binding; aromatic-amino-acid:2-oxoglutarate transaminase activity; L-2-aminoadipate:2-oxoglutarate transaminase activity.
GCAGUCCAGUUUGCAAUCGUGGACAAAUCGCCGAUGCAGGGCGUGACGCUUGUCGGCGGAACCGAUCCGCCCGAGCUUGACUAAAGCGGAGCAAAAAAGCGGACGGGCAGCUAUCGAUGACUCUUUUAUUAUUCUCUCGUCUUUCCUACUCAAUCUUCUCUCUUCGCUCUCCCACUAUUCUUGCUGCAACUUGUUUUCACACGAGAGUGCAUUACUUGCGCAGCAAUACCAUCUUACUUGCAACCUAUUGUCUUCCACAUCCAAACUGACCAUGAGCCCCCCCGCCGCUGUGGACGUUGAUUCGGGCUCGGCGUCCGCUACCGGACCAUUGACAGUCGACGCCAUCCCGGCACUCAGAGCCAAGAGCGCAAAGAUUCCCUUGGGAGUUGCGCCUGCAACUCAUAGUGACCUCUUCAAGAGCCCAUACUGCUAUACCAAGCCACAUGCCAAACGCUGGGAUGAUGUUUUCUCCAUCGAGGCAAAGGCUCGGAAGACCUCGACCUUGAAAGGCGCCGCGCAGUUUCUCAAGAACCCAGGCUUGAUUUCCCUGGGCGGCGGCCUCCCCUCUCCGGAAUAUUUCCCCUUCGAUGAACUCUCUGUGAAGGUUCCGACCCCUCCUGCCUUCUCUCCGGAGGAGAGCCACAAAUCCGGCUCCGUUAUCACUGCAAAGAAGGGAGACAGCCGCGACGGAACAAGCUGUUACGAUUUGGAGGUUGCGCUUAACUACGGCCAAGCCACGGGAUCCCCGCAACUGCUGCGCUUUGUCACGGAACACACAGAGCUUAUCCACAACCCCCCAUACUCCGAUUGGCAAUGCUGUUUGACGCCUGGCAGUACCUUUGCCUGGGACGCUGUUCUCCGCAUCCUCUGCAACAGAGGUGACUACAUCAUGAUGGAGGAAUACACUUUCUCGAGUGCUAAAGAGACUGCGCUUCCUCUUGGCCUGAAGGUGGCCGGUGUCAAGAUGGACGAACAGGGUCUUCUGCCCGAGGCACUCGACGAAAUUCUCACCAAUUGGGAUGAGGCUACUCGCGGUGGCGCCAAGCCUCGCGUACUAUAUACCAUUCCGACAGGUCAGAACCCCACGGGUGCAACUCAGGGGGUUGAAAGACGUAAAGCUGUAUACAAGGUCGCCCAGAAGCAUGACAUUAUCAUUGUGGAAGACGAGCCAUAUUACUUUCUGCAGAUGCAGCCCUACACUGGCGCCGAUGGCCAACCCGUGCCUCCUCCGGCCAAUCACGCCGACUUCAUCAGGUCGCUGGUGCCUUCUUAUCUGAGUCUGGAUGUCGAUGGCCGCGUUUGUCGGAUUGAAUCCUUCUCCAAAGUGCUGACUCCUGGUUCGCGCGCCGGAUGGCUGGUUGCUCCGGAGCAAUUCAUUGAACGCUAUAGCCGUCACAGUGAGACUACUGCUCAGAACCCGAGCGGCAUCUCUCAAAUUCUUCUGUUCAAGCUUCUGGACGAACAUUGGGGCCAUUCUGGAUAUCUUGACUGGCUGAUCAACCUUCGCAUGCAGUACACCGGCCGCAGAGAUGCUUUGGUGAUUGCUUGUGAGAAGCAUCUUCCAGGGGAGAUUGCCAGCUGGGUCGCACCGGAUGCCGGCAUGUUUCACUGGAUUGGCAUUGACUGGCAAAAGCAUCCCGGCCUCGCCGCAGGCAAGACCCGCGACCAGAUCGAAGAACAAAUCUUUCUUUCUGCUGUAGACAGCAAGGUCCUUGUCUCGCGCGGUAGCUGGUUUACGGCCUCCGAAAGCUCUGGUGAGGGGAAAAUGUUCUUCCGCGCAACUUUCGCUGCCGCCAGCUCGGAGAACAUUGAGGAAGCCAUCCGGCGACUUGGCGAGGCUCUUCGGGUGCAGUUUGGUCUAUAAGCAGAGCACUUCUUCUUGAUACCCAUGGUUGGAUAAGUAUAUAUGAAAAGAGAUUUAGGAAGUAGUAGACGGCUUGUGGUGCAAUGGCUUGGAUUCUCCGAGGACUCGACUCGCUGAUUUCCAUGCUAUACUUCUACUGCAUAAGUAUUUUACAGCUAGAGCUAGACGGAGAUCUUGAACUUAAUGAAGUAUCG